Messenger RNA from Colletes gigas, 4967 nucleotides. RefSeq names its product phosphatidate phosphatase LPIN3 (gene Lpin). Gene Ontology annotation, cellular component: nucleus. Bases 1117 to 4431 code for a protein of 1104 amino acids. The transcript has 11 exons. Lineage: Eukaryota; Metazoa; Arthropoda; Insecta; Hymenoptera; Colletidae. Gene Ontology annotation, biological process: fatty acid catabolic process; positive regulation of transcription by RNA polymerase II; cellular response to insulin stimulus. The record is from RefSeq and is a predicted model, not a curated record. Gene Ontology annotation, molecular function: phosphatidate phosphatase activity; transcription coactivator activity.
UGUCACGACUGUGCUGGUACUACUUUUGUUCGCCACUGUAUAUCGGUGAGCAUAGUUCACGCGCGCUGCGAGCACGAUAACUGUGUAUGUAUCUCGGCGGUUCUCGCGUCGGUGGCUCAGUUCGACUCGGUUGCUCGUGCAGAGCGGAUUUGCGCCAGCACGCGAACCUCUUUCUCCGCUGUAACGGAAAAUAUUUCGAAAACUUUGGUCGUUCCAGUAUACGGAACGGCGUAUCAGUGGUGCAUCAGGAUCCUCUCUCGUUCCUCGGCUGACGCGUGUUAACUCGAACUUUAUUUUUACCCAACGUCGUGUGCCGAGCGUGGAAUCGUCACGGCGGUCCACGGAUCGUCGACUGUCUCCUGACUGCGGGGGAGAGUUGUUUCGAGAUCUCGAUUCGGUCCGAAGUGCGAUUCAAAGAACGCGGUAAAUAACGAGUCUCGUCACGUGGCCAGAGGGUCUUAUUGACCGACGCGUAUCGGCGCUCGGAUUGGCUAAGGCGAGGCACGUGAUCCUCGUAACGUCAACUGCGACUACCGUCUGCUAGUGGUCGUGCGGAUUUCUCGACGAACCGUCGAAGAACAAAGGAUUCGCGUGCGGUUUAUAUCACGUAUUUAUCCUUCUCGAGAGGGAUAUUGCUUCGCCUGUCCUUCGACCUUGAACUCGCAGCUUUAAAUUAUGCCUCACGGCGGACAACCCGCGCGAUAAACGCGAUUGUUCUCUGUACUCGAUCGACGUAUUUACCCGGCUUUGAAUCCUUGACAGUUCCGAAACGUCUGCUCUCGGGGGUCAGUGACGCAGUAUCGGUUCCCGUCGCGUAACCGUCAAAUCACGGUUUCGGCGUUGAUCGUGGCUCUCCGGUUCGUCACGGCCAGGUAUCGUCGCGUCUCGUGAGUUUCGUGAAUGUCAGCGACAACCGUUGUCUCGGCAUGGUUAGGUAAAUCUCGGAACGGAAUUUACGUCGGACAGUGCGUCUACCAUCGUAGAAGCCCUCUAAAGAUCCACGUACCUUCGUAACUUCGAAGCAUCUCGAAGACACGUCGGUUGACUAAACGCGGUGAAACCAUUUCACUAGAAAUUCGCAUCAAGAGUGGCUUUGACCAUAACAUUGAUCGAAAGAUGUACAGCAUGAACUACAUCGGCAAAUUCAUUAGCAAUUUUCGCGACUUUUACAAUGAGAUCAACGCGGCGACGCUCACCGGCGCUAUCGACGUCGUCGUCGUCGAACAACCGGAUGGAUCUUUCACUUGUUCGCCCUUCCACGUACGUUUCGGGAAACUUGGCGUGCUUCGUUCCAGGGAAAAAGUGGUGGACAUAGAAAUAAAUGGAGAACCGAGACAAAUUCACAUGAAACUGGGAGACUCCGGAGAAGCUUUCUUCGUAGAAGAAGUCAGCUCCGAUGGUUCUCCGACAGACACAGAAAUUCCACCUCAUUUGGCUUGUUCGCCCAUUCCAGACGACAACUGUUUUCCACCAUCUAGGUUCAACAUUAUCUCCGAUCUCCCCAAGGAACAAAGAGACAAAAUUCUCAUAGAGUCUGUUCUGUCCAUUGAAAAAGAAAAAUGGGAACAGAUGUCUGCUCUGCCGCCCAAUCAAAGGGAAAAUUUCUUAACCGAGCAGUUUUCUGACCUGCCGGCGGAACAUCGAAAGAAGUGGCUGCAAAUAGCUUCUUUGACCGUGGAGGAAAGGGACGAAAUGUUCAGAGAACAUUUUGCUAAUAUAUCCACUUUGCAGAAGCAACAAAUGAUUCGUGAACAAUAUUCAGCUCUGAAAACAGAGGACAAGGAAAAGUUGUUCAAAGAAAAUUUCCCUGAAUUGCCUGCGGAGCAAAGACACAAGUUCGAGAAAGCGUUGUUGAGCGAUUGGAAGAUAAAAGAAGACGAGAAACGGGACUCCUUGAAACCCGAAGAAGAGAUAUUCGAUAUGGAUGGUAUAAAUGACGAUGAAACACAUACAGCUGCGUCGACGCCUAAAUUGUUCAUAGCCGUGACUUCGUCUGACAGAAUUCGUAAAAUUAGCGUGGUAAACAAUGACUUCAGACCGAUCACGGAUGACGAGAAAAGUAACGGGAAGAAAAAAUCGAGCGACGAGUCGAACUCGUCGUUGUGUAAAAAGAAUUCAAAGAACGAGAGUGUCGAGGAAAACAAGAAUACCAAUUUGACGAAGAGAAAACGUAAGAGGAGGAGCAUUAUGAAGAAAAAGGGAUCUCAAAGAAGAACUAGCAACGGUAGCAGUAGCCAAACGGAAAUGAGCGAAAACGACACGGCUGUUGCCGACGAAUCUCUCAGCGAAUCUAUGUUAAAGGGACCAAAUCCGACCACAGAAUUGGAGAAUAACGAUUCUGCCGAACCUAUGACAUCUGUGCAGGAAACGACAGAGAAACGUCCUGAAACGGACUUCCAUUUCUUCAGUGAUACCGAAGUGACAAAGAAUCAGGAUUCCAGGCCAUGUUCACCCGUUCAGUCUGACACAGAGUUCGAAAUGCGCAAAAUCACUCAAGAAGGCACGGAAGGAGAAGACAAAGGGCAUCAGCAGAGCUGGAGAUGGGGUGAACUGCCGAGUCUACCUCUGGACGCAACACACGUGUCCCAUAGAAAUUCGUUGAAUUCAUCGAUCGCCGUAAACCAGCCAAACAAUACAGAGGCACAUCGGUCAAUGCUCAGUGGUAUGUUCUCGUUUAUGAAGAAGACCUCUCGUGUAAGACACAAUCCAGAAUCCGAGGGAAUUUACCUCAGUGACAUUAAUGCCGACGAACUGGACCCCGACGUUGCGGCUCUUUAUUUCCCCUCUUCUCACAGAGAUCCAACAGCGGUUAAAGAUGGUAAAGGGAUGGACGAGGAGGACACAGAAUCAGGUAACGGACCCAGUUUACCGCAAAGUCCAAACAGCGUCGAGGAAGUUAUCGGUGGGCCAAAAUCGUUGGACAGCGACUUUGAGGAACCAAAGCAUUCUAUAUUCGACAACAACAUGGACAUUAGUUUAUCCCUGUGCGGUGGUUUAGAUUCCGAGAACGGUCCGGCCAAAGAAGCUUUUCAUCAGAAUUUGCUACAUUUCGAGGACAUUUGCUCGGACCCGAAAUUAUACGAGAAUCCAAAUUUAGUUGUAAAGAUCAAUGACAAAUUUUACAAUUGGGCUACCGCUUGCCCGAUCGUGAUGACCUAUGCGGUUUUUCAAAGACAUUUGCCGCAAAGUACGGUAGAGAAUCUGUACGCGCAAUGCAUGCCGUUACCAAUGCAUCAGGAUAAGAAGCAGGACAACAGUGGGAAGACUGAAAUUCGCAGCGGUUACAGUUCAUGGUUUUCGUGGAGACGUUCCACGCAACCGCCUAAAAAAUCUCAGGAACUUAGUCAAACCGACGGAGUCAAUAUGCAAUCUUCGGAGCAACUGAUCGAGAAAGAGGGCGCUUCGGUCGACGAAAUUUCAAACAGGGACGCAAAGACUGAUCAGAAUAUUGAGUCUAUACCCUCCGAGGCCAAGACUGCAGAACAAUGUACAACGUUAAUAACGGAUAUCGCCAAGACUGACAAAACCCGCGAUAAAGAGGGCGAGGGCUACAGCGGCAGCGAGGAUUCUGAUAAUAAUCAAAACAAAUCGCAAGGAGUUAAGAUACCCAAAGAAAGGAGAUCGUAUUACGAGUCCACGGAGAAAUACCGCAAAACUUUAAGAUUGUCGUCUGUACAAAUAGCAAGCCUGAAUUUAAAAGACGGUGCUAACAAAGUUGUGUUUAGCGUGACGACCGCGUACCAAGGCACAACGCGUUGCAAAUGUCACAUUUAUAAGUGGAGAUGGGACGACAAGAUCGUUAUCUCCGAUAUCGACGGUACUAUCACAAAAUCCGACGUGUUGGGUCAUAUUCUGCCGAUCGUUGGCAAAGACUGGGCCCAAUCGGGCGUUGCUCAGUUGUUUACAAAGAUUAAGAAUAAUGGAUACAAAUUGCUGUAUCUCUCGGCAAGAGCUAUUGGACAGGCCAAAGUUACCAGAGAGUAUCUGAAGAGCAUCAAGCAGGGGGAUUUGUCGCUGCCCGAAGGACCGUUGCUUUUGAAUCCCACCAGUCUGAUUUCAGCAUUCCAUCGUGAAGUGAUAGAGAAGAAACCCGAGGAAUUCAAAAUAUCCUGUCUCAGCGAUAUUCAAGCAUUGUUCCCCGAAGGCUCCAAGCCAUUCUACGCUGGUUACGGGAAUCGAAUUAACGAUGUUUGGGCGUAUCGAGCCGUAGGAAUUCCGACUAUGCGGAUAUUCACUAUAAACCACAGAGGUGAAUUGAAACACGAGUUGACACAGACAUUCCAAUCCUCAUAUUCAAACAUGAGCUACCUAGUCGACCAUCUUUUCCCAGCCUGGAGGGAAGACGCUGCGGAUGAGUUCAGCCAUUUUGUGUAUUGGCGGGAACCAGUGCUGUCGCUCGAGGAGCUUCUCAGUCAGAGUCAAACUACCUAAAAGGAAACGUGUUUUUGCUUAAUGGGCAAAAUGAUACUUCGUUCGUAAUACGAAAACGAUCGUCAUAUUUAACUACUUUUUAUACUCCAUGUAUUAUCGGCUAUAGUGUUCUUGACUGGUGCGAGUUUUUAAUAUAUUUGGAACGCAAUUUGUAGGCUUUUCGCAUUCGGUGUGUUCGGUUUAGCGACAGGAGUCGGACAACGAUAAAUAAUGUACGCGCAACGUUUCUUGCCCUCGAUUCAAAACCGUUCGCGAAUAGCGUGGACGUAAUCGGUCUUCUAUCGUUUAAGUACAUUCCAAUUUUCUUAGUAGAGAGGAACGUUAAUUAUCGACGACUCUAAAUUUUCGUUUUAAGGUCUAAUUACAUCAGUCAGAGAGCACGAGAUGCGUGCCUCCUUAACUUAAAAACUCGAUACGUAAUUACAGGCUUAAGAAAGGUUCAAAAAGUGUGUCGGUUACGUGCUAUGCUUUACGAGACGGUACGCGAAUUUUUUCUUUUUCCAUAGGAUACUCUUACGUUCUCGAUUAAGGUUAAA